AUUUAAGGUUGGCCACCCUUAGUGGCAUUGUUUGUUUUUGUGUAAUUUGCCCACUUUUCGAAUCUUUUUAAGCUUUUUCAAAUAAAAAUUAAGAAUAAUGGAAGCGGACGAGCCAAUGGAAGAGGACGAUACCAUGGAAAUGGACAUCGACGAAACAGUGCCCAGUACGACCAUAAUCGAAAACAGAAGAACGUCUGAGACUAUCACCGCCCCCGUUGCACCCCAAGAAGAAGUGGAGAAGCACAAGCCGGACGACGACGUGGAAAUUGUCACAGUUCCGUCGGAACCCACCAAACCGGCCGAGACCACAGCAGCGACCGAAGACCCGAAACCCAUAGAGGACGACGACGUGGUCAUCUUAGACGACGACGAAGAACCGAACACGCCAACUCGGACGCCUCUCAGAGCAAAGCCGAAAGCGACGCAGCCCUCGCCCGAAGUUAACACGUGCGAGGUUAUCGACUUGGUCGAUCGUAAACCGGCGAGCGUGAAUAGCAAGUGCAUCAACUACUCGUGCAAGAGCGGCCUGGAUAUGAUCAUCGCGCCCCUCUUCUGUUUGACGUUCUAUCGGGUAAAGACCUCGAAAAAUAAAAAGCAGGAGGUGUGCAAGCAGUGUUACGACAUCGCCCUGCUGCACUUCGACAAGCUGGCGGUCGCGCUGAAAAACGACGAGCUUCUCAUCGGUCUCGACAUACCCGUCAGACACGAUCUAGUCGAGAUCGACGAUUCCGACUCCGACGACGAGAAUGACAAGGAGAUCUCCGAGUAUUUUGACGCGGAGACGAUGGAGUUUUUAGAGAAGGAGCUGGAGAACGUCAUGAGGGAAACGAUGGAGAAGUACAAGAUUUCCGAGCAGACCAACAACUCCGUUGUGGCUUUGAAGAAAACCGGCGCCGAGAUCAAAGCGCAAUUUCAAGAGGUCGACACGAUGCUGCACAACGUGCGCAAGCAGUUGGACACGAUUCAUCACAAUUUGUACUCGGAGUUUAAGGUGCGGUACGAUCACCUACCGCCUUUAGACAUCGGGGAUGUGUACUGUCCCACGGCGCGAACGGUUACGAGAUCGCCGAGCGUCUCUGAGCAACAGCAGAGCAUCGAGAGCGAAAGGCGCAGUCUGCGGCGAACGAAACCGAUCUCCUAUGUGGAGCUGGACGAUCCGGGUAGCGCGUCGAAUAGCCCAGUCGUCGGCGAUUCGACUACUAAAGAUGGCGGCGACGGGGGUAAAUAUAAACUGCCGCCCGCCGAUUUACCUCCGAAAGGUCCCCUGCAGAAACCACCCUUAAAAAUUGGCGAGUAUUAUUAUACGGUGCGUUUCAUGCAGAUGGGCUCCUGGAUACGCGUCCGUCUAAUAAAUAUCAUCAAACCGGGAACGAUUAUCAAUGGACAGGCCGUUAGCCAAGUGAUGUACUGCGUCUCGAUGGAGAACAAGCAGCAAUCCAAGUAUCCGACUAAUCGUCUGGUGACCGGCAAGGAAAUAGCGUACUCGUUUCCAAGUCCCGUGACGCUCGAGGUCGGCACGCGAGUGAUCGCGAUCUUUCGCGAGACGUACUCGAACGAGGUGAAGAAAAUGAGGAAGGAGUCCUACUAUCCGGGCAUCAUCGCCGAACCGCUGUCCUUCAGUAACGACUUUCGCUAUUUGAUCUUCUUCGACGACGGUUACGCCCAGUACGUUCACCACAAGAUGGUGCACCUGAUUUACGAGUCGAGCAAGGACGUUUGGGAGGACAUGCACGUCGACUCGCGCCUUUUCAUCAAGAAGUACCUCGAGUCGUACCCGGAACGUCCGAUGGUACGAUUGCGCAAGGACCAGACCGUCCGAACGGAAUACAACGGAAAAUGGUGCUUCGCGACCGCCAUGGCCAUCGACUGCUCGCUGGUGAAGAUGUUCUUCGAGACUUCCAAUCGCAUCGAAUGGAUCUAUCGCGGCUCCACCAGGCUGAAUCCCAUGUUCAAGGAGGAGCAGGCUGCGUCGAACCGACAUCAAAACAAGGCGCGCGUUCUGCAGAAGCUAAACGACGCGGAUUCGGGCACGAACGGCUCGGCGGGACGGGUUAGGUCCGUCGCGCGUAAGAGUACGGCCAGGGCGACAGUACCGCAUGGCAAGAUUCCGCCAACCGUACCCUUUUUACCUGUGUCGUCCAAUGAGAAACCCACCCUAUCGCUUCAGCCGCCACCCCCAAGUAAAGUGGUCUACUUUACACCUCGCGCUCAAGUCAAUACCAAAACCGUAUACAAACCGCACGUGUGCUCGAUCAAAUGCAAAGCCCUGCUAAGCUACGACGUCAAGAAGCUAAACGGCUACAAUCCCCUAUCGAAACCUCUCCUCUGCGGGUGGAAUCGCGUCUCUUUCAAACACAAAGGCAACAAAAAGGACAUCAACUACAAGGCGCCGUGCGGCCGUUUCAUACGGAACAUGGAAGAGUUGCACAAAUACUUACGGGUGACGCAGAGCGAGAUGACCGUCGACCUCUUCGACUUCGACUUCUGGGUGCACUGUCUCGCCGAGUUCGUGCUCGAACGCAACGCAACGGUCAACAAGGAUAUGUCAAACGGUGUCGAAAUCGUGACGAUUCCGAUCGUUAAUUACGUCGACAAUAACCCGAUUAACUUCUCCGAUUACUCGAACAAGCGCGAACCGAAGAAGGGCGUCCAUCUCAAUACGGAUCCCGAAUUCUUGUGCGGCUGCGAUUGCACCGAUGACUGCGAGGACAAGCUCAAGUGUCAGUGUUGGCAGCUGACGCUGCAGGGACUCCGCUACAUAAAUAAGAACCUAUCGCCCGACAAUGUCGGGUACUUGUACAGGCGACUGCCGGAGCCGGUCGCGACCGGUAUCUACGAGUGCAAUUCUAGGUGUAAGUGCGCGGCGACCUGCCUCAAUCGCGUCGUUCAAAAUCCCCUCCAGUUGAAGCUGCAAGUGUUUAAGACGAUUAAUAAGGGUUGGGGCAUACGCUGUCUCAACGAUAUACCGCAGGGCGCCUUCAUCUGCAUUUACGCCGGGUCGAUACUUACGGAGCAGAUGGCGAAUGAGGGCGGCAAAAAUGCGGGGGACGAGUAUCUGGCCGAGCUGGAUUACAUCGAGGUCGUCGAAAAGAUGAAGGAGGAUUACGAGGAAGACGCGAUGGAGGACGACGACGAGGAGGACAAGGAGAGUAGUAAAAGUGGGGACGAGUCGCCCGACGAAGACUUCGGCAAGAAUACCAUGGACGAUCGGGACUUUGUGCCUCCGAUUUUAGUUCCGAAAGGUCAAACGAAUUCCGCUUAUAAGAAACGACUUCGGAAACGUACAGCCGAAGACGCCGAGCGAACCAACUCGAAAGACGACGAGGAGGAGACCGUAAUCGUGAGCGACGACGAGGAGGAUUGUCGCGAGCCUUCGCGGUUUAAUGUUACCGACGAGUCGAAUAUGGACGACGAUUCUCAACCGUCCAUGUAUAAAUCGGUACGUGAAAUGUUCGGUAAAGAGGAGGCGGUCUACAUUAUGGACGCCAAGAUACGAGGGAACAUUGGUCGAUUUCUGAACCAUUCCUGUUCGCCGAACGUCUUUGUACAAAAUGUAUUUGUCGACACACACGAUUUGCGUUUCCCAUGGGUGGCAUUCUUCGCGUUAACGUACAUACGAGCGGGAACCGAACUGACGUGGAACUACAAUUACGACGUAGGAAGCGUCCCAGGCAAAGUGCUAUACUGCUACUGCGCGUCGCAGGAGUGUCGAGGACGCCUCCUUUAAUCCUCCCCCUUAGUGAUUAACGAGUGUUUAUUUAUGAUUUUAUAUUUGUAUAAAAGUACAUGUCUUCUAUAAAUUAAAUAUUACUGGAAGGAAGCUGAUCGACAGAUUAA
Messenger RNA from Photinus pyralis (common eastern firefly), 3837 nucleotides. It is a transcript of the gene egg, whose product is annotated as histone-lysine N-methyltransferase eggless. The coding region runs from base 98 to 3727 and encodes 1209 amino acids. Gene Ontology annotation, cellular component: nucleus. Lineage: Eukaryota; Metazoa; Arthropoda; Insecta; Coleoptera; Lampyridae. The record is from RefSeq and is a predicted model, not a curated record. Gene Ontology annotation, biological process: negative regulation of gene expression; heterochromatin organization. Gene Ontology annotation, molecular function: protein binding; zinc ion binding; DNA binding. The transcript has 9 exons.